CAAAGACAUCAUCUACAAGUUUGUUCCGAAGAAUUAAUCCAAGAAAUACAUAUCUGAACGGUAGGAACCGGAGAUUUAAUUUUGACCUUCAUAUCGGAAUGGAAAACAGCACUAACUCUUCACUGACUGAGAGCUCUCAGGGAGACAGUUUUGAAUUAAGACUCACAAAGGCCACAAUUUGCAUGUUUGUUCUUGUCGCGUCCUUAAUUGAAAACAGUUUGGUGCUAGUGAUUCUUAAAAAGAACUAUCGAAGCCGUGUGAGAACAGCUAACGGCUUUUUCAUCGCGAACAUGUCAGUGGCCGACAUUCUGUUCGCCCUACAGAACACGCCCCAUGCUUACAACAACUAUUUGCUAAAAGAACGUUGGAAUCUUCAAGGAUGGAUUGGAAUCGCUUUAUGCAAGAUCGACAUGUUCUUCUCUUUCAUAACCAUGGUAACUGCAAAUCUUACCAUCCUUGCCAUAGCUGUGGAUCGAAUGUUCGCUGUGUACGUUCCACUCAAAAAAAUCAUUACCCGAAGAAUCUGUUUUAUAAUCAUACUUCUAACAUGGUUAAUACCCGCGAUUUUCGCUUCACCCAUGCUGUACUACGGUGACUUAGUGAUUAGAGGCGGUGUCACCUCCUGUAAUCUCAAAGAUAGAAUGGUUUUGAAAACGUGGUACAUGGUUUUGGCGGGAAUUUUGGCCACAACGCUUGUCACCAUUCUGGCGUUGUACACAGCCAUUGGAUUCAAGCUCUCGGGUCGAAAAUUUCCUGGCAAUGCAAGUCAAAGAAAUCGCGAGCGCAGAUUGAAAAGAAAUCGCGAUAUUUUCAAGAUGCUCAUCACUUUAAUCGUCGUGUUUUACAUCUGUUCUUUACCGAUUCUUAGUUUACAUGUGUCUUUUCUUCUUGAUUUCUAUGAAUUGUUUAGAAUAAACCAUAUCAGGUUUACUGCAUUAUUUUUGUAUUUCUCCAACGGUGCCAUAAAUCCCAUCAUUUACCUCAUUUUCAACGAGAGCUUUCGUGAUGGGAUCAAGGCGGCUCUGCUGCAAUGCAAAUGCUCUAGGGGUUUUGUUUACUCUGUGGAAACUGAGGCUGCAGCAAGGAAGAGGAGCACAGAUGAUGGAAAUGAUGGACUAAGAUCCUCGACUCAGUUGUAAAAGUAGAAUCAGAGGAGCAAGUAAUUCCUAACUCAAGCUUGAGCGGUGACUUCUGUGGUAAACUUGUCUAUAAAAACAAAUUGACCAUAUGAAUCAGGAAAGAAAUUUAACUUGUCAUCGAUACCUGUCAAUGAAGAGUCACUCUCAGUAUCAUGAUUAUCAAAGUUCGCCUCACACUUCUUACUAGAUUUGCCAUGGGAAAGCGUCGGUCACCUUAUAAAAAAAUCAAAAUAAUUUCACACCUAAACUAUCGAGACAAAGUAGUCAAGAGAGUUUCUGCCAUUUUAGGUGGCCCCAUUAAAACACAUCACCUAAUGGACUCUAUACUUAACGAGAAUUAUUCAAUUAGUUUUUUUCGUGAGGUGCAUACAAAUGAGCUGUGUAUGUGCCAUCUUCAAAACUUCAAAAUGCCAGCCAGAAAAGCUUGAAUGCCAACAACUGAUGACAAUAUACGAUAAGGAGGAGGAAAAAACCAGGAAAAGGACAAAGACUAACCAUACUUGAGAAGUUAAUUAUACACAAUCUAAACACCUCAACAAGCUCGAGCAGUAAAAAGUGUCUUUGAUUCGCAGAUGUGGUUAACUUUAUAGUAAGACGGUGAUUGUAAGACUUAUCACCUUACAUCUAUUGAUAACAAGAGUCGUUUCAACUGUCUAUGGUUUUGUUUCAAACGGCAUCCACCUGCGAUCGAUAACAUGAUCCUAAUAUCCCCUUACAAAUGCUAACGAAAAUAAAUACAUUUUCAGUAUUUUAAUGAUUCUGGUCUUUUAUACUUUUAAAAGCGGCUAGAAAUGGCUUUG
Stylophora pistillata is the source of this 1939-nucleotide messenger RNA. Its product is annotated as substance-P receptor-like. NCBI's taxonomy places the organism in Eukaryota, Metazoa, Cnidaria, Anthozoa, Scleractinia, Pocilloporidae. Gene Ontology annotation, cellular component: plasma membrane. Gene Ontology annotation, biological process: G protein-coupled receptor signaling pathway. Gene Ontology annotation, molecular function: G protein-coupled receptor activity. The record is from RefSeq and is a predicted model, not a curated record.